This is a messenger RNA of Saccharomycodes ludwigii, 1548 nucleotides long. Its product is annotated as alpha-mannosyltransferase. Gene Ontology annotation, cellular component: Golgi apparatus. Gene Ontology annotation, biological process: protein O-linked glycosylation. Gene Ontology annotation, molecular function: alpha-1,3-mannosyltransferase activity. NCBI's taxonomy places the organism in Eukaryota, Fungi, Ascomycota, Saccharomycetes, Saccharomycodales, Saccharomycodaceae. Bases 1 to 1548 code for a protein of 515 amino acids. The record is from RefSeq and is a predicted model, not a curated record. The transcript has a single exon.
AUGUGCUAUGAAUAUUUUGAUCGCUUAUAUGAAAAAGAUCCUAAUUGGUUUAAUGAUUAUAGCAACUUGAAUUUUGACAAUUUUCCACAAGGCUCACAAACCACCACUAACAACAUAGCAUUUGUUAUGGAAAGACUCCGUGUUUAUGAAACAUGUUUUGUUAUUAAUAGGUUAGAUAUCUCUAGAUAUAAAAUAACUAAAUAUGAUACUCUGGAUUAUAGGAUGUUUCCAUUUAUUAAUUUAACCUAUUUAGAAAAUGAUGUAAAAUAUCAUUACGAUCACACUAAAUCUGUUUGGUUAGUUUUAUUAAAUGCAAAUAAAGUCAACAAAAAAAAAAGAGGCAUUGUGCUUAGUGUUGGUGAAGAUCAAGUCGAGGAUGCUUUGAGAUUAAUAAACACCUUGUCUGCCACAGAUUUUAGCCUGGAAAUGUAUUACAAUGAUAAUGAUGGCAAUAACAAUGGCUUGAUCCCAAUACAGAUUGUUCAUAAGGGAGAUUUAUCUCAAUCGAGUAUUGAUCUUUUCAAAAACCUUGGUGGGAAACUAAAUAAAAAUGAUUUAGACAUUGAGGUUAUAAAUGCCUCAAAUUUUAUAAGCCCACAAUAUAUCGGCAAAUUUACGACAUUUUUAAAUAAAUGGUUGGCCGUAUUAUUUAACACCUUUGAUAGAGAAUUCAUAUUGUUGGACGCAGAUGUCAUAUUAUUCACUAAUCCAUAUAAUUUUUUUAAUAUACAGGAAUAUCUCGAUAAUGGAAACUUGUUUUUCAGGGAUAGAAGCAUUAUGGUGGAUAAACUAUCACAAAAUUGUGUUGAUAUGUUUGAAGCAGCAUUGCCGCCUCCGUCUCAACGAGAAGCAUAUUUCAAAUCUGAAAAAACAAUAGAAUACCAAGUUUACAAAGAAUUUUUCCAUGGGGGAUAUUUGCACCAGUUGGAAAGCGGCCUUGUGGUGAUCAAUAAACAAAUGCAUUAUUUUGCCACUGUUAUAUCGACUAUCCUAAAUUUAUCAAAUGAUAUAGGGGAAUGCGCAUGGGGUGAUAAGGAAUAUUUUUGGUUGGGGUUCUUAGCCCUGGGAAACAAUAGUACCCAUAAUUAUAAGUUCUACCCCAACGAGGCAAGCGGAGUGGGUGAGGAAAUUAAACAAGUUUAUAACCGAAACGUCAAUAUUUAUGAUAAAAGAAUAUGUUCUGUACAGGUAGGUCAUACAAGCUAUGCAGACCCUGAAACACAUUUAUUAUGGUUAAAUGGAGGUGCUUAUAAUUGUAAAUUUCAUGACAAUAUCAAGGACCUGCCUGAGGGGAUAACUGAAGAGGGUGAUAACAGUUUAGGUGAUAGCAUAAUCAAAAUCAAUUCCUACAUCAUACCGGACAGAACCGGUGUUAAUUUUUUUAGAGAGAAUUGGGCCUGUAAUGGAUAUAACUGGUGCGCUAGAUACUAUGAAUUGGAUAAUGUUGUUCAUGGAGAGUGGGGUGAUUUUAACCCAAAAGAAAUUGAAUGGAUAAAUUCCAUUCUAAGGAAAUGGGGAGAAUAUCCACAAAUAAUGGGAAUCAAAUAG